AUGCCGCUGCCAGACAAUCCCCUUAACGAGUCGUUGUUAUGCAAAUCUGUGCCUGUUCGACGGCGGGCGAUCACGCAACAUGCAGUGAUAGAUGUUGCAAAUGUUUGGGCAGCAUCUACGGAGGGUUCCAGAAAGCCACCAUCGCCCAACAAAUCUGUAGAUGCCGAAGUAAAGGGGGUUUAUUCCGGACUAGGUAUAGCAAGUAGCAGAGGAGAGCAAGUGGCCGGCCAUCGGCCUGGAGACAUCGGCUAUGCUCUAUUCGGGCCGGUGCAGACGCAGACGACGAGGCGGAUGGUGUUGGCGGCCCUGGUAUAUACCUUAAAGGUGAAGUCAAACCCCGUGUCCUUGGGUGUGAGGAAGGUCCUGUCCGUCGUCACGCUAUCGUUCACCACCUCGUCGAAGGAUCCAGUCGAACGUGAAGAAGGGGGCUGCGGCUGCACAGGUUGCAACGAUCCGAACUCUGAGAACGGAUCAUCGCUGCGAGAGCGGGUGGCCUAUAGCCAAGAUCCCCAAAAAUUGGAGAACUCGUCUGUUGUCAAAGUCGACAGCUUCACAAGCAGGAGAGGCGAGCCAGAAGCCAACGCCUGGGAUGAAGAUUAUAUCCGCAGAUGCUGCGUCGGCGUCGAUUGUCUGGAAGCAGCGGCAGGGGGGGUCGAGGACGGGACCGACGGCUACGAAGGCGGAGCACGCGGCGGCGCCAAUACCGGCGGUAGCGCGCCAUCCAGUCGCGAGCUCGUCAAUGGUGGCGAUAAGAGAGGCACUACCACCCACGACCACGCCGAUGUGGGAGCGUCCGGCAAGCUUGCGGUCUCACCCCCAAGUGUCACGCUGAGGCGGGCGCGGGCGCACGGCGCCGGUGGUAACAACGGCGGAGGGGGCUUCGAUGAUGGGGCUUCUUGCAUUGCCUGCUGCGUGAUAGAUGGAGUGUGGGAGCAUGCCGGAUCGUUGAGUGCACGUCGCACAGCGGAGACGGGAGUGGGAGUCUGCGAGGAACUCGAGGUCGUCGGAUGA
Messenger RNA from Rhodofomes roseus, 1011 nucleotides. RefSeq lists its product as uncharacterized. NCBI's taxonomy places the organism in Eukaryota, Fungi, Basidiomycota, Agaricomycetes, Polyporales, Fomitopsidaceae. The transcript has 5 exons. The record is from RefSeq and is a predicted model, not a curated record. The coding region runs from base 1 to 1011 and encodes 336 amino acids.